GCCCCUCCCCUUGGAGUCUCGUGUGCGUUUUGGCCACUUCUUUCCCAGAUUUUUAUCACGCGCACAGGUACGGGCGGAGUCAAAGACACUGACCGUGGACGGAUUGAGAAUAGGCCCCCAUCUUUUACAUCCCUUUCGAAAUUACGACUUUAAAGACAACUUUACGUUUACCCCUACUUUGAACCUCUGGAGUAGGCUUAUCCUCAUUUUUUUUUUUCAUUUUCACCCGUAGCCGUACUUUUCAACUACCAAAUACCUGCAACCCCCUUUUUCCAAUUCCAUUAAUUUUAUUCCCAAUCCGGUUCCGAUGUCCUUGAACUUGGCUACAUUGCAGGAUACCGAUCACGUCGGAAUACGGUCCAGCCACAAGCCGCGAACUUACUUCCCGGAAACUCAACCAUCAUGCACGCUGCAUGUGAUAUAUCCUUCAAUUGACGAAUGUGUAUCAGCUCAUUAUACCCAUGUGAAGUCUGCAGGCGUGCACGUUCAAUCAAUGUUGGGGUCAGACGGCUUGCAUUGAGAUCGUGAGUGACUGCACGUAGGCGAGUCUACAUAAUCAACACAGAUCGGACGUCUCUGCAUUUUAUUCAUUGCUACCUGCGUUAUCCACAUCGUGUCUAGACUCUCCGCAGACGGUUUUGAGAUACUACAAAAUAAUGUCGAAUCACACAGCUCCGACCGGUGCCCCGACCGAAGAACAGACCGCCAACUCGGCCGAGAACUCCAGGAUGCGACCCACCGGCGCAGCACCGAUAUCAACGGGCCAAUCGGCGUUCAUUCUCCCACGAGGAGUACGCAUCACUGUGCUCGUGUCAUCCGUUUGCCUGCUGAUAACCGGUUCAGUGCUGCUCAUACUUGGAGCCAUCGGCACAACCAAUGGUGCCCUACAGGGGCUCACGGGCAUAAAUGCUGCCACUACCGGUGUGACGCUUACUAUCACCGGUUCUAUUGGCUGUUUCGUUUUCUUCAUGACCAGGGCUGACAAAGUUGGGAGAUGGAAACUGAUACUAUUGGUGGUUGCCUGCCACGCCUCUGGGGCCUUUGCCAUACAGUGCACCAUUAUAGCCGGGCAGAUGACGUCGAGAACCCCACCCUGUGAGAACGUACCGGUGACCACCAGCGACGAAUUGGUAACCGGCAGUGGCACAGUGCCGCCAUUGUUUACCUGCGUUUCUGAUGCGACUCCUCAGGUUCUAUCCCUAGUCAUCCUCCUACUAUCCAUCUUGGGAUUUCUCCUUGGCAUCGUCUGCUCCGCAUCCUGUUACUACGCAGUACCUCGUCUGUUGUGCUGCCUCUGUGACGCUCCGCCUUACCAUCACCCGGCCAAAGCGAGCCAGGAGCCAGCUACACCCGCCGAGGUUCAGCCGGUACUGGCUGGCCAAGCUGAACCGGAGCAAAAUCAACCUACUGCUGCCGACAUCGUCGAUGUCUGAUCACAGGACCAGAGCAACGCACCAACUGCAUUCAUCAAAAUCCUUGUUCUUGUCGGCAAAACCAUUGUUUUUGUUGACAAAAUCGCGUCAGUCGGCAGUUUUUAAUUUAUGGCGCCAUAAAUAGCGCCACCUAGAGCCAUACGAUGUACCCCGGACGGUUUUAAAAGUCAACAGGCGACAAGCCCAGAGGCAAUUUGUUGCAUUUUCAUUUAGGACUCUGAAACAUUUUAAAACAUUGCCCAUUGAAAAAGAAUGAAAACGACACCCAACUCUGGCCUCCAUGAAGACGAUGUGAGGCUUCGUGGGCAGAAAAUACAUCUAAAUAGAGUAUGAGGGGUUUAAGUUCAAGAAAGCAAAAACAAAAGGUGAAGCCAAACAAAGCCGAAGUUUAACAAUACCCACUACCGGUAUUGUUUAGUCUCAGCUCAAUUCGCCCUGCUCACUUGAAAAUUUAAAGUCAGGAAUGGCUUCGUUACAAACUGGAAGAGGGGGGGGGGGGGUUGCAGAAACUCGUCUUUUCUUGGAUUUCAUGACACCGACAAAGCUUGGAUAACCUCACCACUAUAUGAGGAUUGUUCUAAUU
This is a messenger RNA of Patiria miniata (bat star), 2016 nucleotides long. RefSeq lists its product as uncharacterized. The record is from RefSeq and is a predicted model, not a curated record. The transcript is spliced from 5 exons. Bases 657 to 1433 code for a protein of 258 amino acids. Lineage: Eukaryota; Metazoa; Echinodermata; Asteroidea; Valvatida; Asterinidae.